This is a messenger RNA of Phaeodactylum tricornutum CCAP 1055/1, 1223 nucleotides long. RefSeq lists its product with no specific name. NCBI's taxonomy places the organism in Eukaryota, Bacillariophyta, Bacillariophyceae, Surirellales, Neidiaceae. The transcript has a single exon. Gene Ontology annotation, molecular function: protein binding. The record is from RefSeq and is a predicted model, not a curated record. The coding region runs from base 129 to 1223 and encodes 364 amino acids.
CAACCGCUUAUUAGAAUAACUGAGUGAUUCACCAAUAAACCCCACGCUAGGUUCCUUGUGGUCGGUCGAGUGAUUGACAUUGAACGAGCCGUUCACGCGUUCGCACGUACUUUCGUUUCUCGGCAAGGAUGGCAAGUCGGAACCUCGCGGCGGCCCCACCAAGCCGGAGUGUCGCGUCGGAUGCCGUUGUUUUCCAACACAUCUCGACCGGAACCAAGUCCUCCAAGUCUUCGUUACUUCGACGCUUCUUCCGCAAGCCCCGAUCACAGCAGACAAUUCGAACGUCCGCUGUCUCGCUCACAUCGAUCGAUGAAGAUCCUGCGGAAUCCGGCGAGCUCUUGUUUCGCCACUCACUCCCGAGGACCACGCUGCGUUGCAGCAGCAACAGUCUCUUGAGUGAUUGCAGCGAUUUAAGCCUCCCGCACGAAGUAGAAAUCGUCCAAGAAUCGCAGGAAGAUAACGAUGACGAUGAUCUCUUGGAUCACCAGGCACCGCAGGAAACCUUCUCGGAGAAGGACGAAGAGCAACACAAAGCGAACAAAGGGGAGUUUCCGCUACCGCUCCACCUUCAACAAGCGAACGCCUGCCGGGAAAAGGCCUUGGACUGUAUGGAUGUCCUUUCGUACAAUUGCGCGCUGGAAGAGCUCGCAUGUGGAAUUGCACUCGUUCACAAGGGGGUGGACGAGCCACAACCAAAACUCUACUGGGAUAUGGUGUUCCUCAAGGCGCAAGUUCUGGGCCAAAUGGGGCGCUAUGAGGAAUCGCUAGCUUGCUAUCAACAAAAGUUACAACAUAUGCAAGCAGAAUCAUCACCUACGCCAAACCCUUCUACCACUUCGGAACUCGCCAACCUCUUCUUUGCGUGUGCCCGAUUGUCGGUACAUUUGCAGAACUAUGAACAAGCAAUGACAUACUAUCAACAAGAACUGGACUGUUGUGUGCAUACAGAUUCGCUAGCUAUAUCCCGUAUCCAUCACGAGCUAGCUCGCGUGGCUCAUCGCGGGCUGCACGACGUGCACCGGGCCAUGCACCACUACCAACUGGCGCUCAAAGUUGAACACGAGCGAUGGAAGUCAUUAAUAUCGCAAAAGGAUGCGACUCCCGAACACAUACUCCAAGACGCCGUCUACCAAGUCCAACACACCCGCCGCUCUUUGGGACGCCUACAUUUUGAACAAGGCCACGUCGAUCGAGCAGUAGCUCUGGCCGUGCAGCCCAUGUAA